AUGAAGCUGAUCUUGGUGCGCAAAUUCCGCGUCCUCAUCCUGCUGGUUUUCCUGGUGGCCUGCACUCUGCACAUCCUCAUCGACCUCUUGCCUAAGCUGGAGAAGCGAGCCGCGGGGUCGGAAGCCGGGGCGGCGGAUGCCAGCCCGGGCUGUUCUUGCUCUCACACCGCAGCAGCAGCAGCAGCAGUAGCCCAGCCGGGGGGAGAGCGACGCGGCUGGCCCAAGGAACCUCCGCCGCCGUCUUCCUUGGAACCGGAGCCUCCGCCGGCUGCGGCGCAGGAGGAGCCCGGGAGAGCCCAAGCCGGCGCCUCGGAGGCGGCCGCGGCCGCCGCGGGCUGGCCUAGCAAGCACACGCUGCGGCUCUUGCAGGAUUUCAGCAGCGAGCCCAGCUCCAACCUCACCUCGCGCUCCGGGGAGAAAGGCAACGGCGAGCGGAGAGGAGGAGGAGAGGCGCCGCCGCCGCCGCCGCCGCGGAGCUUCAGCACCACCGGAGCGCUCCGCGCGAAAGGGAAAACGAGAGCAAGCGACAGGCUGCAGAACGAGCCCCACUCGCCGCCUUUGCUGCCGCUUUACCGGGAGGAGGAGGAGGAGGAAGAUGAAGAAAGAGCCGCCGCGGCGGUGGGGCCCGCGGGCACCGGCUCCCGCCUGGCCGCGCUCUUCGCCCACCCGCUCUACCAGCUGGCAGUGCCCCCGCUGGACGAGGCUGAUCUCUUGUUCAACGUCAACAGCGACAUCCGAUUUAACCCCAAGGCGGUGGAGAAUCCCGAGUGGCAAAACGAAGGGAAUGAAGACGAGGACUUCCUACCCACGGGCGAAACGUCUGUCGAUUCCUACCCAAAUUGGCUCAAAUUCCACAUUGGCAUUAACCGGUACGAGCUGUAUUCCAGGCACAACCCGGCGAUUGGCACCUUGCUGCACGAUUUGGCUACCCAGAAAAUCACCAGCGUUGACUAUUACAACUAUCCAGUAGAUAGAUCCAUCUCUCCAAAGAAGUGGAAGAAUAUCCCCCAUCUUGAUUUGAGGAGCUCCUUGGCCUCUUCUGAAUGGACUUUGGUCAGAGUAACCCCAGAAGAAGAAAAAGCUCAUCACAAACCUCUGGCAGUUCAAGUCGUGGUAACUAGUGAUGGAAGCAGCUCAGAACUAGAAUCUGAUGUUUCUGGAAAUUCAGCCAUGUUUGCAUCCUCAGAAGAAAUGUUGCCAUCACCUAAGCCAAUCUGGAAUUGUCUCUCAUCUUCAAAGAGAUCUCCACCAUUCACCACAAAUUUGGAGAACAGAAAUGAUCGCCUUGAAAAAUCCAAAGCUGCUAAUGCAUUACAACGAGCCUACAGUCUUCGUGACUCUUCUUCGUCAAAAAAAUAUCAGAACUGGAAAAAGAAAAUUCAGUCAAAUUUUCCUCUUUUGUACAACAAGAGAAGUGGAUUGUCUUCAAAGGACACUUCUGCCAAUCUUCAGCAAGAGUUUGAGGACAGUUGCUUUAAGACAGAGGUAG
Molecule: messenger RNA, 1489 nt
Organism: Thamnophis sirtalis
Lineage: Eukaryota; Metazoa; Chordata; Lepidosauria; Squamata; Natricidae
Source: RefSeq, a predicted model, not a curated record